Styela clava is the source of this 549-nucleotide messenger RNA. Lineage: Eukaryota; Metazoa; Chordata; Ascidiacea; Stolidobranchia; Styelidae. The record is from RefSeq and is a predicted model, not a curated record.
AUGCUUUUAUUGACUUUGUCUAUGCAGGUCUACAAUCGUAUAGGAGAAUAUGAACCGCUGGAUCAAAUCGAAGCAACUCGACAAAUUACUGAAAAAUAUAACUUUAUAGAUUCCAGCAAGAUUGCAAUGUGGGGAAGAUCUUACGGAGGAUAUAUAACCGCAAGAACAAUGUCAGAAGACGAAAAUCUCCUAUUUAAAUGUGGAUUAUCAUCUGCUCCUGUAACUGACUGGAUGACAUAUCAUAGCAUUUACAUUGAACGAUAUAUGGGUUUGCCAAGGGAAAAUGAAAUUGGAUACAAUAAAUCGACAGUGUUUCAGAAACUUCACAACAUCGGAAAACAUUAUUUUGUCUUGAUUCAUGGGACAGCCGACGACAACGUUCACUUUUUGCAUUCUGCGAGACUUUCAAAGGCACUAAUUCACGAAGACAUCGAUUUUUCUGCUUAUUUUGCUGGCGACCAAACUCACCGUUUCGACAGAGGUGCAAAUGCUUACGGUCAUCACUACAAGUUGUUAACACGCCAUUUGAAAAUUUGUUUUGAAUUAUAG